GACCGUCGUGAGGAAGUUAGCCACUAGCCGGCUAAGUUGCUAAAAAAGUAAACAAGUCAGAGGGAUGAGAUGAAAUUCAGCUUGUGGGACAAAGUAGCUUUUUGAACCAUGAAGGAAGACAAAGAAAACACUCGGCCUAAAGACAAAAGGGUGGAAAUAAGGUGCGAAGAUGGAGAAAAGAUGGAAAGGUCGAAGGAAAAGAAGGAGGCCAUGACAAAGAUCGUGAUCAGACGAUUACCACCAAGUCUGACCAAAGAGGAGCUGGAGGAGCAGCUGCAACCGCUCCCAGAGUUGGAUUACCUGGAGUUUUUCUCCAAUGACACCAGCCUUUACCCUCAUCUCUUCGCAAGGGCUUACAUCAAUUUCAAAAAUCAAGAGGAUAUAGUUCUCUUCAGGGAUCGAUUUGAUGGAUAUGUGUUCAUUGACAGCAGAGGACAAGAGUAUCCCGCCAUUGUGGAGUUUGCACCGUUUCAAAAAACUGCCAAAAAAAGAAGCAAGAAAAAGGAUGCAAAAUGUGGAACGAUUAAUGAAGAUCCUGAUUACAAGAAGUUCCUGGAAUAUUAUAAUGGAGACGAGGAAAAAUUUACAUCUACGCCUGAAACCCUGUUGGAGGAGAUUGAGGCGAAAACAAAGGAACUUGUAGCUAAAAAAACCACUCCUCUGCUGGACUUCCUGAAGAAUAAACAGAGGAUCAGGGAAGAAAAGAAAGAGGAGAGGAGGAGGAGGGAACUCGAACGCAAGCGCCAGCGUGACGAGGAGCGUCGAAAGUGGAGGGAGGAGGAGAGAAGGAAACGCAAAGAGGCCGAGAAGAUGAAGAGACUUGAAAAACCGCUGGAGAAAGACAAGGACCAUGUUAAAGAGGAACCAAAAAUCAAACUCCUGAAGAAGCCAGACAGAGGGGGGGAUGAUGCCGAUUCUGAGAAACCCAAGGAAAAAGCCAAGAAACCAGAGAGACCAAAUAAAGAGGACAGAUCCAUGGGAAGUGCUGAUCAUAAGAGACGUCAGAACAUUGAAAAUAAGGAGGACCGGGGAAGGAAAGCGGACGAAGACGGACGCAAGGAGUUCAGAGAGCGCGAUGUAGACCGCGAAAGGGAGCGUGAGCGGCGGCAGAAAGAGAAGGAACGCAUUAGGCGUCAGGACGAGGAUCGGCGAAGAAGGAGGGAGCGGCAGGACGGAGAGAACACCAGUGUGAAGCGGGGGGAGGAGGACAUGGUUAAAAAAGAGAAAGAGCGUUCCUCAGAGAAGAAGAAGGGCGAUAGCAUGGCGGACUCUGCUCACGCUGAGAGGCCAGAAAGGCCCCCCAAAGACCACAAGAAGGAGGAAAGUGCCAAAAGAGAGCGGCUACGAAAUAAGGACCGACCGGCUAUUCAGCUCUACCAGCCAGGGGCCAGAAACCGUGUUCGAACAGGUCCAGGAGGAGGUGGAGGAGGUGGUGGAGGUGGUGGAGGUGGAGGAGGAGCUGAAUCCGGCUCUGUCGACAGGAAGCCAGAUACUGAGACUAAGAAACUGGCUGAUAAAGGAGAUGACUGAGCCGAUUUCUACUUGUGGCAUCUCUUAGUUUGGUGGGGAGCGGGAAAAAGGCCUGUGAGGCUCAGAGCAGCGAGGUGUUGCCUCAGGGCCACGAGCAGCUCGAGCUGGACUGCAUCACCCGGUCUCAGAGGCAGAGAUGUGAUUAAGGAGCCUCUUAGUGCCUGAAUGUGACCCUCUUUAGUUUCAUUUGUUAAGAAAGGUGACAGUAACCUUUGGAAAGAAUUUGGCUAUAGGGCACAUUAGGUGAAGCCAAAGCUUUCUUGGACCAUGAAAACUCAACAAGUGACCUUAUUUCAGUAUCAUUUCUUCUGAGGUUAAGUGUUGUUCACGCUGCAAACAUUCGCUUUUACAGUUGUCGCCUGCAUUUAGCUUUCUACUUACUCAGUCUAUCAACAUUGCCAAGCUCAUCAGCAUAAUUUCUGCACUGUCAGGAAUUAGAUUUUUGUUGUAGUGUUGCUGUUUUCAGUUUGACGUGUACACAUGGAAAUAACAUCUUACUCUGACUGGGGAGCUAGACAAUCCAAAUAUAUGUGUAUUAAAACUUUUCAUGGUCUAUAACUCCAAAAUAGUUGUUAGUCUUAUGGGCACAACUGUUGUUAUGCAUACUCAAUGACAGAGUCUGUACUUUGUUUUGGGAUCAUGUGUUUUUUUUCCUUCAUCCAUUCAGUAACUUUCCAUUUCUGACUAGACUGCCAUGUGACAGCCGUGCCUGCAUGCAGACUUCAAUCAGAGUGAUCGACUUGUGGCCUUUCCCCCCUUUUCUAAUCUGAGACUCCCCUUUAAACAUGAAACUGUGCACUAAACUGAAUACAGCAUGAAGACAUAUCACUGCUGGUAAUGUUAACAGCCACUUUUGACUGGAA
Molecule: messenger RNA, 2393 nt
Organism: Scomber scombrus (Atlantic mackerel)
Lineage: Eukaryota; Metazoa; Chordata; Actinopteri; Scombriformes; Scombridae
Gene: upf3b
Product: UPF3B regulator of nonsense mediated mRNA decay
Exons: 10
Coding region: 109-1530 (473 amino acids)
Biological process (GO): positive regulation of translation; nuclear-transcribed mRNA catabolic process, nonsense-mediated decay
Cellular component (GO): nucleolus; cytoplasm
Molecular function (GO): mRNA binding
Source: RefSeq, a predicted model, not a curated record